Messenger RNA from Vanrija pseudolonga, 575 nucleotides. RefSeq names its product Glutathione peroxidase-like peroxiredoxin HYR1 (gene HYR1). The transcript is spliced from 4 exons. Lineage: Eukaryota; Fungi; Basidiomycota; Tremellomycetes; Trichosporonales; Trichosporonaceae. Gene Ontology annotation, molecular function: glutathione peroxidase activity. Bases 74 to 523 code for a protein of 149 amino acids. Gene Ontology annotation, biological process: cellular response to oxidative stress. The record is from RefSeq and is a predicted model, not a curated record.
UCACCCUCUGUCCCUCCCACUCUUGCCCAUCAUACGUCCCAUCCUCGCGCUCCGCACGUACGCGUCCAAAGCAAUGUCUGACAUCUACUCCUACUCGGUCGAGCUGCCCAAGCGCUCCAUCCCCCUCGCCGACUACAAGUCCAAGUCGAUCCUCUUCGUCAACGUCGCGUCCAAGUGCGGCCUCACGCCCCAGUACAAGGACCUGCAGGCGCUGCAGGACAAGCACGCCGACACGCUGCAGAUCAUCGGCUUCCCCUCGAACCAGUUCAAGGCGCAGGAGCCGGGCACCGACGACGAGAUCCUCAACUUCUGCCAGGUCAACUAUGGCGUUACUUUCCCCAUCGCCAAGAAGGGCGACGUGAACGGCCCCGACACGCAGCCCAUCUGGAAGGCGCUCAAGAAGGAUGCUGGCGUCGAUGAGAUUGACUGGAACUUCUCCAAGUUCCUCCUCACCCCCGACGGCAAGCUCACCUGGUUCCCCGCGCGCACCACCAAGGUCGCCGACGUCGAGGCCAAGCUCUGACUAGCCAAGCUGUAGCUAGACGCCGCGUAGGAAGAUGCAAAAGUGAAGCGUG